Messenger RNA from Emiliania huxleyi CCMP1516, 719 nucleotides. RefSeq lists its product as hypothetical. The transcript has 2 exons. Lineage: Eukaryota; Haptophyta; Isochrysidales; Noelaerhabdaceae. Gene Ontology annotation, molecular function: iron ion binding. The record is from RefSeq and is a predicted model, not a curated record. The annotation marks the transcript as partial.
CAUGAAGAUCUUCGGGCUCCUCGUGUUGCUCGCGCCGACCGGCGAGGCGCUCGCGUCGCCCGGCGCGGCGCUGCGGCUGCGCACACCGCUGCGCACCGCUCCGGCCACCAUGCAGAUCUUCGGCAAGAAGAAGGAGAAAAUUCCCACGCUGGAGGAGCGCGGCUACUGGGCGGGCGAGUGGGUGUGUGCAGACUGCGGGUACAUCUACGAGCCGGAUCCGAAGGAUCCGUUCGAGGAGCUGCCGCCCUACUGGAAAUGCCCUCAGUGCGCCGGGCCGCGCCGUCGCUUCAUCAAGAAGGCGGGAGACGUCCUCGGAAAGCUCGACGACACGCCGAUGACGGCCUUCAUCGGCGUCUGCUUCGCCGCGAUCGCCUACCUUAUCUACGUCGCGAUCUCCACCUAGUUUUCACGCGAGAGACUCGAGGGUGCGAGGCAGAGCCGCGCCUGCCGCCCGGCCUGAGAAGGGGUCGGGGCGGCGAGGCCGGGGGAGGGCCACUCCCUCUUCUUCCGCAGAAUCCUCCGCUGCUUGGCGCCGUACGGAUGCUGCGCUUUGCAGGCGCCCCUGUGCCUCCCGUAGGAUGCCCUUGACUCCUCUUCGUGCGAUUGUCUCCCCUCUGUCUCUGUCUUUUUCCGUCCUUCUCGCUGCUCUCUCGAGUCUCGUCUCUGGCGUCUGGGGUGUGGGGAGAACGCCCUUCGAGUUUCGUUUCUGCGUAAUCACC